UGGGAGAGAUGGGGGUCUCACUAUGUUGUCCAGACUGGUCUCUCACUCCUGGGCUCAGGUGUUCCUCCCGCCUCGGCCUCCCAAAGUGUUGGGAUUACAGGUGUGAGCCACCACAACUGACCGCUUUCGUCAUCUUAAAAAGACCCCGGCCAGCAGCUCGCACUGGGACUGCAGGGAACUCCGCCCUUUGGGGGUGGUAAUGAGGUGUGCCCAGGAGGAUGCCCUCCAGGGUCCCUGGUCAGCAGGCAGUGAUGCUGCUGUGUUCUAUCCCAGACCCCCCAGUUCCCUUCAGGAUGAUGGAGGAUGCAGAGGCCCCAGGAGAGCAGCUCUACCAGCAGAGCCAGGCCUACGUGGCUGCCAACCAGCGGCUGCAGCAAGCGGGCGACGCGCUGAGGCAGAGGUGUGAGCUCCUGCGGCAAGCUGGCGAGGACCUGGAGCGAGAGGUGGCCCAGAUGAAGCAGGCAGCACUACCGACGGCGGAGGCUGCCUCGUCAGGCUGACCUCUCGGGGUCCGCAGGCCUGGGCAGCGCACGAGGUGGCCUGCGCCCGGGCUUUCCCUUGGGGUCCAUCGGCCCAGACGCAUUCACGGGGUCCCAGCCUGCGUGGGUGUCUGACACAGGCACCCCUCCUGACGCUGGGGCUGCGGUUCAUCCGUCGUCCCAUUCAUGCCAAGUUGGUGGGACCCACCCAGCUGGCUCUGUCCUGCGUGACCUGAGGGCCCACUGAGGUUUGGAAGAGGAUAGGGACCUUACUGCUCUACUGCGAUUCGCCCUCCGCUCACGGUGGCCAUGCUCUGUGGUGGGGCUCCUGGGAGCAGGCGCCACCUCCUUCUUCCCCCGGGCAGGCACUCGCCUGUCCACUUCUGAGUCCAGGUGUCGGGAUCGAGGUGUUAACUGUGAUUCCAUCCAGCGGGUGCCCACCCGAUGUCAGAGCAGCCCGAAGGCCAGCACGAGCCCCUGACCCCCCUUCCUUCCGGGCUCUGGGCUCCUCCCACCAGCCACGUUGAUCUUCACAACGACCUUGGGCUGCUGGGGUCACUCAAGCAGCCCUGAGACCCGGCCAGGCUGGGCCCAGCUCCACGGCAUGGGUGUCUCCCAGCCACUGCCCUUGCUGGAGGACUGCUGUGAGUCACCGGCCAGGAGCCCAGGGUGUCCUGGGCCUCACAACCACCCUCUGGCCGGAGCAGGUCCUGGGCCUGAUUCCCUGCGGGUUCUGGCCCUGAGGGAAGGGGCAUUAGGGUGGCGGAGGGUCUUGCCAAGGGCUUUUCAUCCUAGAGAUCAACUCGAGUGGAAACCUGGGCAGGGCGGCCCAGAGACUGGGCUCUGAACAUAAACCCCUUCGUGUGUGUCUGGCGGUCUGAUUGGUGCCUCUGUGAGUGGCCCCUUCGCGGGGCCCUGGAAGCUGGGGAGGGAUGAGUCCCGGUGACCCUGGGAACCCUGCUCAGUCCUGCCCAGCACCGUGUGCAGGGACCACAUGCCUGACCAGAGACCUGGGGCUGCCUCGCCCUCUGUCCAGACCCACAGCCAGAACCCUGCUCAGUCCUGCCUGUCAUUGCGUACAGGGACCGUCUGCCUGACUCAGAGACCUGGGGCUGCCUCGCCCUCUCUCCAGAUCCACAGCCAGCUUUGUUUCUGGAAUGUGGAAGAUGUUUCUUAUUCCCCGAAGAAAGGGGGCCUGCCACAUACAGCCUGGGAGGCGCCCCAUCCAGAAACAGGGACUUGGCUAGCCGGCCUGGGCCCUGGGGACUACUCACUGGUCACUCUUCUGAGGCUGCUCACCUGGCCGAGGGGUGUCCCGGCAGCAUCUCAGGGUGGAAGGUGGGGAGGGGCAGCUCCCGCCAUCCCUUGCCGCCCUGCACUUCUCUGCUGCUUGCAGUCAAAGCUUUCCUCUCCCCGCGCUGGGCCAGGGCUGUGCUCCCUGAAGCGACUGACGUGGGGCCGUGCCAGCUCCUAGUUGCUCAUGGAUGCCUCCUGCCCCACACUGGAGCCUGCCAUAAUAACUGGCCCAGGUGCCGACACCCAGGUUGGACCCCCUGGAGCCCGCCCUCCCUCGGGACCAGGGGGAGACUCCUGGCCUCACCCAGUGCCUCCCCUGCCCAUCUGGGUGGGGUGCCCCCAAGUAAACCCUGUGCCCCCAGUUUCUGCUUUCUGGCUCUGCUUCCAGGGAUCUAACCUGGGGGGUCUCCUCAGCAAAUCUGCCGCAGCACAUAGACGGCAAUGAACCCGCCCCGCCCGCAGCCCAUUUGAGGAAUGGGUGAUGGCGGCAGGCAAUUCAACAGCUCAGUUUAUUAAAUGUGCGCGGGAGUCGGA
Molecule: messenger RNA, 2309 nt
Organism: Piliocolobus tephrosceles (Ugandan red Colobus)
Lineage: Eukaryota; Metazoa; Chordata; Mammalia; Primates; Cercopithecidae
Gene: CUNH19orf25
Product: chromosome unknown C19orf25 homolog
Exons: 1
Coding region: 219-500 (93 amino acids)
Source: RefSeq, a predicted model, not a curated record